Neodiprion virginianus is the source of this 3424-nucleotide messenger RNA. RefSeq names its product DCN1-like protein (gene SCCRO). Gene Ontology annotation, molecular function: ubiquitin-like protein binding; cullin family protein binding; ubiquitin conjugating enzyme binding. Gene Ontology annotation, cellular component: ubiquitin ligase complex. The transcript is spliced from 5 exons. The record is from RefSeq and is a predicted model, not a curated record. Lineage: Eukaryota; Metazoa; Arthropoda; Insecta; Hymenoptera; Diprionidae. The coding region runs from base 218 to 982 and encodes 254 amino acids. Gene Ontology annotation, biological process: protein neddylation; positive regulation of ubiquitin-protein transferase activity.
CCAUCGGUCGCGUCUAUGGCGCGAGGAAUCCUCGAAAGCCUUACACUCACGUGUAAAUUUGUGAAAGUGUGCGCGGCGCGGCCAGCAGCGGCAGACAGCUCUCUGAAUACACGCGUUAUUAACAGCGACAUGCGCAUAUUCAUGUCAAGUGUAGUGUGCGAGUGGUGAAAACAAUAUUUUGGCCUUCGGGGGCCCAAACAAACAUUAUUUUUACAAAAUGUACAAGCUGAAGUUCUCCCAGAGGGAUAAAGUUAAGAAAUUUAUAGCCUUCACGCAGACGGGCGAACAGACGGCGAUUUACUGCUUGACUCAGAAUGACUGGAAGCUCGAUUUGGCCAGCGACAAUUACUUUCAGAAUCCCGAGGCUUAUUACAAGGAGCCGAAAGUUUCUGUAGAUAAAAAGAAACUUGAAGUUCUAUUCAGCAGAUAUCAAGACCUCAACGAACCUGAAAAAAUUACUGCUGAUGGGAUAAUGAAGUUCCUCGACGACCUGAGCCUCAGUCCUGAAAGUAAAUUAGUCCUGAUAAUAGCAUGGAAGUUCAGGGCCGAAACGCAGUGCGAAUUCACCAAAGACGAGUUCAUGAACGGCAUGAUGGAUCUAGGCGUCGACAGUAUCGAUAAACUUAAGAUUCGACUCAGCAGCUUGGAAUCUGAGCUCAGGGACGCUCAGAAAUUCAAAGACUUUUAUCACUUCACUUUCAACUACGCCAAGAACCCCGGACAGAAGGGAUUGGACCUUGACAUGGCUAUCGCCUAUUGGAACAUCGUGCUCGACGAGAAGUUCAGGUUUCUACAGCUCUGGUGCCAGUUUCUGCAGGAACAUCACAAACGAUCGAUUCCAAAGGACACGUGGAACCUGCUGUUAGAUUUUGCGCUCAUGAUCAACCCCGACAUGACUAAUUACGACGAGGAAGGAGCGUGGCCCGUACUGAUCGACGACUUUGUAGAAUGGGCUCAGCCGCGUGUUCGUCAGUCUCUUUAACAUUUUACGCUGAGCCGUCAGUGCCGCCACUGAUGCUAAUAUCGCGUGGCUGGCUUAUUGAUGAGCUGGGAAUAUUCUUGUGUAUAAAAAGAAAUUGAUAUAUGUGCAUAUUAUUACUAUAUAAUUCACAGCGAUAUAACAAUGUCGAUUGCACAUAGAUGAUUUUUAAAAUCGAUUGGCGAGAGAACGCUCUGAGGCUGAUAUCAUCGUUCUUUUCGUUUUUUUCUCCAACUUUUUUUUUCUUUUUCGUUGAUUGUGCCACUAUCAGCAAAUUUGUACCUCCAAGUUCGAAAUUACAAGGAGAACGGGAAAAUUUGAAGAAUACAGCAUUUGAUUUUGUAAAUAAUCAAACACACAGGCACACAAACUACAAGUCAGUUCCGUAAUAAUAGAGAGAAAAAAAUAUAAAACGUUAUAACGAGGAAACACUUGAUUUCACUAUAGUGAAAAAACAAACUAUACAAAAUUGUAACGUUGCAAAAAAUAAUUCAUGCGUUAGGAAAUGAUCAAAACACAUCUUCUAGGAUUGAUUGAGAAAAAUCUUCUUUUUUUCUUAGAGUAAUGUUAUUAAAUUGAUGCGUGCGCUGUAUGAUUUGUUACAAAGAAAAUAUUCGAAACGAAAAAAUAUAUAUAUAGCUAUGUAUAUAGAGACGUACAUAUACCGCGGAAACAUGUAGGAAACAUGAGCGAUGAGGAAACAGGCCCCUUUGAAAAAAAAAAAAAAAAUGCCCUAUGCAUCUCAAUCAAUUGAUACUGCUCAAUUUUUUUUCAUUAUUAGGAGAAGAUAUCAAAGGAUAAACGCUUCCUAGAAAAUAGGAAGGAGAAAAAAAUAGAAUAUACAAACGAAAAAAAAAGGUAUUCCAAAAGAGAAAUAAUGGGAAAACGGGGAACAAAAAUUGGUCAAGAUUCCACAACAUGCUCAAGUUACGCAGAUAAAUCGGUAACGAUUACGCAGAACGCUUAUUCGAUUUGUUAGUCUAAUUUUCAAACAAAAUAAUAUCUUAUUAUUAUCCAUAUAAGCUGCUAUUGUCGGGCUUGGAAAAAAAAAUUAAGAACUAACCAGCAAACGAUAUAAUUUUGGUUUUUAGUUAAUAAUAAUAGUAAUGAUGAUGAUGACGAUGACUAUGACUAUGACUAUUACGAUUACGAUUACGAUUACCACGACUACGACUACGACUACUAUGAUUACAAUGACUAUGACUAUGACGAUGACGAUUACGAUUACUACGACUACGACUACAACUACGACUACUACGAUUACUAUGACUAUGACUAUCACGAUGACGAUGACGAUGACUAUGACGAUUACGAUUACUACGACUACGACUACGACUACGACUACGACUACGACUACUACGAUUACUAUGACUAUGACUGUGACUAUCACGAUGACUAUGACUAUGACUAUGACUAUGACUAUGACUAUGACGAUUACGAUUACUACGACUACUACGAUUACUACGACUAUGACUAUGACGAUUACGAUUACGAUUACUACGACUACGACGACUACGAUUACGAUUACUAUGACUAUGACUACGACUACGACUAUGAUUACGACUACGACUACGACGACGACUACGACUACGACUACGACUAUGACUAUGACGAUGAUAAUAUAUACACACACACAAAUAUUAUAGUAAUAAUAUAAAAAUCUAUAUUUUCAUUUCGAAACUUCUCACAUAGAUAUGACGAUAGCAAAUGCUGCAAACUAUAUAAAUACCUGCGCCUGUUACACAAAAAGAAGAGUGAUUUUUUCUGCAUUUUUUGUUGAACGCGAUUAAAAUUUAAUUCUAUUUUUGUUUUACCACGCAGACGCAUUUUAGUGAGCGAAAAAAUCCAACACAUUCUGUUUCAACUUCGGAUAUAUUCUCUAAGUUAUAAUAGUUAAGAUUUUUCGUGACACAUUUUUGCAAGCCCCCUUUUUUAAUAUGACACUAUUCCACAAGUCGAAAAAAGAAACAUUAGACGAAAUUUUGUCACAGUUUUAGUUUUAUUUAUUAGAAUAUUAGACUAUCACCAUCGUUCUCGGACCAUUUAUGUUCUAAAAUGUCAGGAAUGAUUUAUACUACACGAUCGAACAUCUCCGUGAUAUUCCAAAAUCAUCUCUAAACGUAAAAUACAUAUGUAAUGAAUUUGCGUUGAUCCAACUUAAAAAUACAAGCAGAGUAGACGGAAGAAAUUCAAAAAUAGCAAACUGCUUAAAGAAUGGAAACUUGCUAUCAAUUUCCAGUUACAGACAAUGUUGAAUGUCACAUUAUUGUUGCUCUCACUCGAGCCAAAAAUAUCGACAAGAAUAUUCUGGAAAGGAUUUUUAACUCGUUCAAUGCCGAAAGUUUUGCAAACUAUUCUUGAACCAUGGAACGUAAUUGAUUCCUGGCGUCGCGCCAAUCCAAAUUUUCGUAGAUCAACAUGUUGAGAACUUGGAGAAAAAAAAGA